GCUGUGGUUGUUGCGGUUGGUUCUGUUGUGGAAAAAAUUGCAGGAACAAUAUACAACAUUAAAAAAUUCGAUAGUUAAUGAUACAACUGAACUAAAUUGUGAUUUAGUCAAAUUAAAGAGUACAUUAGCGGAAUUUCAGGCUAGUAUUAAAAUAUUAGAAAAUACAAUAAGUCAUACACAAGGUAUGUUAUUAUCAAAAUUUACGACUAUUGGAUCUAAAGUUGAAACUUCGAUAAAAACGAAUGAUAACAGAUUUCAGGCGGUUGAUCAGCGAAUAAACGAAACUAUACAAUUAAUUGAUAAAGACAGAUCUAGUGUACAUACAUUACAAACUAGAAUUCAAACGUUUUCUGAUAAAACUACCGAACAAAUAAAUACAUUAGAAUCUAGAUUUCAGUUAUUAAACGAUCAACUAAAACAAACGAAAACAAUGGUUAAUGAAUUAGAAUCGAAACAAAUAGCAUUUUUUCAAAAACAACACGAAACAUAUCGUUUUGAACUGCGUACAAUUGGAAAUAAGCUGGAUACAGUGGAAAAAUCCUUUAAAAACGCUCAUGAAAUAUCAAUGAAUACGAUUGAGAGCGUUAAACAUUCAUUACUAGACAGAAUUCAAAUGUUUUCUGAUAAAACUGUUGAACAAAUAAAUACAUUAGAAUAUAGAUUUCAAUUUUUAAACGAUCAACUAAAACAAAUAAAAAUAAUGCUUAAUCAAUUAGAAUCGAAACAAAUCGCAUUUCAAAAUCAACACAAGACAUAUCAUUUUGAACUGCGUACAAUCGAAAAUGAGCUCAAUACAAUGGAAAAAUCUUUUAAAAAAACUCAUGAAAUAUCAAUGAAUAAGAUUGAGAUCGUUGAAAAUACAUUACUAGAUAGAAUUCAGAGACAAGGUUUCAUUAUCGACUCAUUACGCGUAUGUCUGCAAAAGACGGAUAAUGACUUUAGUAAUCGAAUAAGUCUCGUGGAGAAACAAACUAAUCAAUUGCAAAUGAAAAUGAUUGAAAUACAAACACAACAAGAAGUGAUGGAAAACAAUUUUCAAUUGAGAAUGCGGAAUACUGAAUUUGACGUAAAUCAGUUGCAAGAGAAACUUGAAAAAUCAGAAGUAGAUAAAUACAAAACGAAAUCUGCUGUCGAAGAAUUGAGUAAUAAAUUACAGUACGCAAUUUUUGCUAUAACUGCCAUAGUUGCUAUAGUUAUACUGCUAUUUGUAUUAACUGUAGUACAUUAG
This is a messenger RNA of Didymodactylos carnosus, 1228 nucleotides long. The record is from the annotation of a GenBank genome assembly. NCBI's taxonomy places the organism in Eukaryota, Metazoa, Rotifera, Eurotatoria, Philodinida, Philodinidae.